AUAAUAAACAUUCAUGUCUGGGGUAUUUUAUUCUCUCCCUGGAAAUGGAGUUGGAGGGGUCCGACUCCGACUCCAAACAAGCAAGAAAACAAAAAAAGAAAGAACCCACCUUCCUUGCCUUUGCCUUCGAUCUUUCACACGCGAGACAGAUAUGUAUUAUAUUAGAACUCGCUUUGUGCCUUUUCUCUCUUCCACUUUCGUACUUCCUUAAUAGCAGUAUUGUAAAACCAGGAAAUAUACAGACUUCAUAAUCCCCAAUUGGUUUCCCUGCAUCGUUUCUUUACUUUGUUAUGCAAUGUAACCGUCCUUCCCUUUCGUCUUUGUCGAACUGAAGGCUUUGGGGACUAUGUUUAAGGACAAGAGAAAAGAAACUGAACAAGAAAAUGAGGGUUUGGAUGAGUAUUGUUACUGCCUGACUGAGAAAGACACAUUUGAUUUGAGUUAUGAUGAUGGUAACUUGUUCAGAUUACAUGGCACUUCACCACCAAAAAAGGUUAGAGUUUGUGAGACUGGAAACGGCUUGGACCAUAAGACGGAUCCUAAACCUUCUGAGGAUGGUGGUGCCAUUACAUCGGUAGGUGAAGAACCUCAGGAUGCAGAUUAUUCUUUCCUUCCCUCAUUGGACUAUGAAGUUGAGAAUCUGAUUUUCGCUAGGUUACCUAGGUCGGAGCAUUGGAAGUUAUGCUUUGUGAACAAGAGGUGCUUAACUCUCCUGACGAGUGGUGAGAUAUUCAAGAUUAGACGAGAAAUUGGGUUUAAAGAACCUUCUGUUUUCAUGCUGGCAAGUGGGGAAACUAGUUGGUGGGCAUUUGAUCGGGACUUCAAGUCUCGAAUGAGGCUUCCAUUUGUGCCAUCUGAUCCAUGUUUUCAUUCUGGAGAUAAGGAGUCACUUUGUGCUGGGACACAUCUGCUUGUUUCGGGCAGGGAGAUUGAUGGAAUUGUCAUCUGGAGGUAUGAAUUGGCCACAAACCAAUGGUUCAAAGGUCCCUCCAUGAUUAGUCCAAGAUGUUUGUUUGCUUCUACAACUUGUGGUACCUCUGCUUUUGUUGCUGGUGGUGUUGGUGCUGGUGCAAAUAGCGAAGUCUAUGACACAGCUGAAAAGUAUAAUCCUGAAACUGGAUUCUGGGACCCUCUCCCGAGGAUGAAAAGGAGAAGGAAGCUAUGCUCAGGUUGCUUCAUGGACAAUAGAUUCUACGUUAUUGGAGGGCGAAAUGAGAAUGGAGAACUUACGUGUGGAGAAUAUUUUGACGAGAGCAAAAACAGAUGGGAACUAAUACCAGACAUGUUUAAAGAUGAUCCAGUUCGUACAUGCCACUCUCCACCUCUGGUUGCUGUUGUAAAUAAUGAGCUAUACUCGCUGGAAGCUUCUUCCAACCAGCUGAAGGUGUAUUUGAAAAAAACCAACACUUGGAAGCAUUUGGGGCCGGUCCCAGUAAGAGCAGAUUUCAACAGAGGAUGGGGAGUUGCAUUUAAAUCCUUAGGAGACGAGCUGCUGGUAAUAGGAGCAUCAUCAUAUUCAUGUGCUGGGAACUGCAUGUCCAUAUACACCUGCUGCCCAGAUCCUGAAGCGAGUGAACAGCCAUGGAAACCUCUUGAUGGUGGUAGAAACCGGUUGAGUCACUUCAUUCUAAAUUGUUCCAUUAUGGUAGCAUAGCAUGAGGCUAAGCAGCUGAAGGGGCGUUUACAUAAUCUCCGUUGUUGCUAAAUAAAAACUCAAAAAGUAAACUAAAUAAAUAAAUAAGAAAAAGGAGACUUGGGUCUGUGUGCAAUCAUUACAUGAUUAAAAUCCACUUGCUUCUUUGACUGCAGGGUAGUGGUUUGGUGUCUGUGUUUGUGAGUUCUAACCGAAAAUGGUAGACCAUUUCUCUGCCGCCGACUAAUGAAUGCUCAACUGACUUAUAGUAAUUGAUAUAGUAGUUGGAGGACGAAGUUAAAGUCUGUUGCUAUGGUAUCGUAUCGGAUGGCAUUGUUGAUUUUGAUAGUUGGGCAGGUUGUUGUACUUGUUGAUCUUGGAAUCAUUCUGUGUAAAUAGGUAAAACUUUUUUGUGACGUGUUCUACCUUUCCUUUCACUACACAUUCCUUUUUGUCUUGUUGAGAUUUGAUGAGAUUAUCAAAUAUCUGUUUCGGUGGUGGUCGUUUAGU
Messenger RNA from Coffea arabica (coffee), 2143 nucleotides. RefSeq names its product F-box/kelch-repeat protein At3g27150. The record is from RefSeq and is a predicted model, not a curated record. NCBI's taxonomy places the organism in Eukaryota, Viridiplantae, Streptophyta, Magnoliopsida, Gentianales, Rubiaceae. Gene Ontology annotation, cellular component: cytosol. Gene Ontology annotation, molecular function: protein binding.